UAUUUAAAUCAAAUCCAGUGUGAUAGAAGAAAGAAGAAUCCCUCCGUCCCUUCUUCGUCUUCUCUGCUCUUGAACUGUUCGAUUCCAUCUCAAUCUCUUGCAAUGAUCGGAUCAGUCUAACAUCUUCUUCCUCUCCCAGUUCCAUUUCUUUUUCCUCAACUUUGUUCAUGGCCGAAAAACCGCUAAUACUCAAAGAUUACCUCGAGCUCGACUGGAUUUCGGAACCAUUCCGGUUAGCCCCGCCGAAGCAACCCGCGGGCACAACACUACGCAGCCUCCUCGACACCGAGCUUCGCGGCGGAGGAUUUGCCGGCCACCAAGGUCCCAGCUUUCAUGUUCGAUCUUACUCAAAGACCGCUCUCACGAAGCUCUCUGACCUCAUCAAGGCCGUUAAUGGCCUACGUUUUUUCACCGCCGGAAGUAAGAAUCCGGCGAGCACCAGUCUUCUUCUUAAGAGUUUUUCAAGGAAUUUGAGGUGUGGGUUAUGGGAAAGAAGCGGUGGUGAGAAAGAAAGGGGUUUGAGAUCAGUGAUUGAGGAGGAGGUGGAAACAAAUUCUGUGUUUUCAACUUCUCCGGUUGUUAGCAGCUGCAUGAGCUCGUCGGACGGCGGCGAUUCAACCUCUUCUGAUUUCCUGCUGUCUUACGGUGUUGGCGCGAGCUCUCACCGCGCGUCGCCGGACCGCCGGGAGCUCAAGAAACAGGAAAAUAGGGGGAAGGCAAUGGAUUGUCCGAUGGAAGAAGAGAAGGAACAGUUAAGUCCUGUGUCAGUCAUGGAAUUUCCGUACAAAGACGAGGUGGAGGAGGAGGAGGAGGACGAAGUGGAGCAGCUGCAGCCCUCCACCACCUCUUUUUCUUCGCCGCUACAUGAGACGACAACAAAUCAGCUCCGACCAUUCGUGGAGCAGGCCGAGCAGGACAAUUUCGAAUCGACCGUCCCCCUGCCAUAUGAAGACGAGGAGGAGCAGCGGAGGAAGGCAUUUUCUCUCCUCCACCAUGUCGCCGGCUGCCAGCCACUUCCGGCGAUCGAAGAGAAUUUGCUGUUCGAAUUUUUUCUCGAGGCUCUCUCGCUCUCCGGUCGUCGCCGGAGUUGGAGAAGCGUUGGAGAGGAGGAGCUUGUGAGGAUGGCGGCGGGGUGGGUUUCCGGCGAAAUGGGUGCGGUGGAGGACGGAGCUGAAGUGGUGGUUGGGGAGAUGGAGAUGGCUGGAGGAUGGAGAGGAUUUGAGGAGGAUGUGGAGAUGGUGGCGGCGGAGAUAAGCUGUGGUUUGAUGACGGGGCUGAUGGAGGAUCUGGCCGCUGAGCUCUCGCUGGCAGCUUGAUUGUUUCGAUUAAUGCUAGCAAGGGAGACAUUUGGAACAAUUGAUCGUAAGGACGUACCAG
Molecule: messenger RNA, 1377 nt
Organism: Phalaenopsis equestris
Lineage: Eukaryota; Viridiplantae; Streptophyta; Magnoliopsida; Asparagales; Orchidaceae
Exons: 4
Coding region: 168-1316 (382 amino acids)
Source: RefSeq, a predicted model, not a curated record